This is a messenger RNA of Scleropages formosus (Asian bonytongue), 3725 nucleotides long. Its product is annotated as probable G-protein coupled receptor 149. The record is from RefSeq and is a predicted model, not a curated record. Bases 423 to 2627 code for a protein of 734 amino acids. The transcript has 4 exons. NCBI's taxonomy places the organism in Eukaryota, Metazoa, Chordata, Actinopteri, Osteoglossiformes, Osteoglossidae.
UGAGAGAGGUGGAGAGAGAGGAGCUCAUUCAUGCCAUAAAGAUGUGCUGCGCGGAACGGUGGGAGCUGCCCCGACGCGCGGUUUAAACACACACACACUCUCUCUCUCUCUCUCUCUCUCUCUCUCUCUCUCUCGCUCUCUCUCUCUUACACACACACACACACACACACACACACCAUCGCGGGGGAGGAGGUCAGUCAGAGAGAGCGGACCGACAUGUGGAUGACCGAGGAGGAAAGAUGCCGGAGUGUCCUGUGAGCGGCGGACACGCUGCCGCGCUGGGCUGAGCGCGCACACGUGGGCGCGCCGUGGACACGCUCCUGCUGGAGUGCACGCGUUCACACCGGGACACGUGUGUGAGGAGAUCGGAGGACGGAGGUGGGGAGUGGGUGUCGGGGCGGGGGGGAGACGAGGACGGCGGGAUGGGACAGCCGGACAUGUCUGCGGGACACAACGGCACAGAGCUGCUGGCGGGGGGCCACGGCCGACGCGUGGACGGGGUCCUGCUCGGAUUCUCGUGCCUCUCCGCUUCCCUCACGCUGGCCGGGGGGCUCUACUCGCUCGCGUGCUUCCUGCGGAUGCGCACGAGGACCUCGCUGUCCCUCAUCGUGGCCGCCAUGUCCGUGGACGACCUGGUGGCCGUGGCGGCCGUGUGCCUCUUCGCGCUGGGCCAGUGGCACUCGGACCCGGAGCCGGCGGCGGGCUGGCGCUGCACGCUCUCGGCGCUCCUCUAUGUCUUCCAGUGCCUCUCCAGCAACAUGAAGGCGUCCCUCAUGGUCGCGCACACGUUCCACGGCACGUUCCGCGACCCCGGGGGCCCCCCCGGCGUGCCGUGGGCGAUCGGGGCUGUGUGGGGGGUCAGCCUGGCCGUGAGCGCGCUGCCCGUGUGCGGCUGGGGCUCCUUCUCCGCCACCCCCGUGGGCUGCUUCGCCGAGAGCGCGCACCCGUACGCGCUGCUGCUGUGCGCCGUGUACCUGCUCUGCUUCUGCACCUUCGUCGCGUUCUCGGUGCCGCUCGCGCACCGCCUGCUCUGCUCCGGCGACCCCCACGGGACCCCCCGGCGAGGCCGCGCGGGCGCGCCUGGCCCGUGGACCGUGGACGGCGCCGCGCCGCUCUGCGAAGCGCCCUCUCCGUCCCGUGACAGCCUGGGCCGCAUUUUCGAAACGCACGGCGACGGGACCUCGGAGCCCACCUGCGCGAGAGGCAGGUCGGCGACGCGCGCGUGCCCGAGCCCGUGCCCGAGCCCAAGCCCGAGCCCGGCCGCGGCCGCCGACGCGAACGGGACGGAGAGCUGGCGCGAGGGGGCGGGGUCUGCGCUCGUCUUCGCGCAGAGGCGCUUCUCUUUCGUGUUGGCCAUGGCGCGUAUCCUGCUCUGGAUGCCCAUGAUGAUACACGUCUUUGUGAGCCACGUGGUUCCGGCGCGACGCUCUGCGUUCCAGACGCCCAGUUUCCUCCUGACGUUUGUCUCCACUGUGGUCACGCCGCUUUUCUUCCUGUCGAAACGCUGGAUUCAUCUUCCCUGUGGCUGUUUCAUCAACUGUCGUCGAGACGCGCUGUCGCCGUCCUCAGCCGGGAAAAAGAGGGGAUUCGACUUUAACUUGUCCUUCCAGCAAGGCUACGGAAUCUAUAAAAUUUCCCAGGCGAAGACCCCCUGCGUAGAGAAGCCCCCGUACCACAGCUUGCUUGACUGCGAUUCCACGGAGAGCAGAGCGGCGCCACCGGAUGGAGGUUUCCUGUCCAGGAUCGCGAGCACCGACUUCAGGACCACGGCUGGGGACAGCGCUCAGCGCCACGGCAACGCAGAGUCCGCACCUGGCGAGGAGAGGGCAGAUCGCCCGCCGCGCGGCUCCAUGGACCACGGCCCCUUCUGCGGCAUUUCGCCGCCCGCGUCUGCUCGAGAGGAAAACAACCUGGACACGUCGUCGGUGUUCGAGGGUCCAGAGCGACGCCUCUCUCACGGAGAGUGCCGGAAGAUCGAACUCACUGACUGGGAGUGGUGUCGCAGUAAAUCGGAACGGACUCCCCGACAGAGGUCCGGUGGAGGUCUGGCCAUCCCGCUGUGCGCGAUCCAGGGCACCGUGUCUCUCCACGCCCCCACGGGGAAGACCUUGUCCCUCUCCACCUACGAGGUCAGCAGCGACGGCCUCAAGAUUUCCCCCAACACCAAGAAGGUGGAGGUGUACCGAUCCAAGUCCGUGGGUCACGAGCCCCGAGCGGAGGAGCCGUCGAGCGGAGACACCAACGUGAAGAUCCACCUGGAGGUUCUGGAGAUCUGCGACAACGAGGAGGCCAUGGACAGCGUCUCCAUCGUGUCUAACAUCAGCCAGUCGUCGGCGCACGCCCGCUCCCCAUCGUUGCGCUACUCCCGCCGGGAAAACCGCUUCGUGUCGUGCGACCUGGGUGAGACGGCAUCCUACUCGCUCCUCAUCCCCACGUGCCAAGAUCCCGACAUGAACAUCCACAUCCCCGACACGGUGGAGGCGCACCGCAGGAACAGCCGCAAGCAGCAGCAGCAGAACAUGGGCUACCAGGAGGAGAUUCAGCUUCUGAACGAGGCCUACAGGAGGCAGGAGGGGAGCCAGGUACCAUCAGUGAAGGACACUGAGGCCUCGGGAAGAGACGUGUGAGUGGAGCGGGGGGGCAUUGCGGCCUCGUUUCAUGGUCUUGGGGGGACGUUAUGGGAAGUGGGGUGGGGAGAGUUGGACCUGCGGAGGACAGGUGGAAAGAGCAACUCAGGAACACCAGGAAAAUGUGCUUUGGCCACAAGGAAGAGACAGAAAGAGAGAGAGACAGAGAGAUCAGCAAAGAGAGGUCUCCACCGCGCAGCACUUUCAGCCAACAGCUAAAUAAUCCAAGCGAAAUAUGGAGAGCAAAUGCAUAUGUGACGUCUCCAGUGAUUAAAACUAUUACCCAGAUGUGGUUAUAGGUGUAAAGGUCACCCUACGCUCUGCGGAGCAAAUUGCCUGAGUCGAUGUGUGCGCAUGUGUGCGUACGCGCAAACACACACACACAUGCGCGCGCACACACAGCGAUGCUGCUUUUGUCCAUGUGCCAUGUAUGUACAUCCACGGUCCGUAAGUUCAGAUAUGAAUCACAAAGAAGUCAUUUUGCAUUAUGAACAUUCUCAGAAAGGCAAUUUGUAUGCGUGGUAUUAUGUGUUUUUACUGCAGCAGGGGCUGAAAAUGAAUGUUAAUUUUGAAACCACUUAUGAUUCCUCUUUCUUUUCAUUUCAUUUGACAGAAUAUGUAAUCAAAAGUGAGACCUGGGUCAUUUUGUUGCAUUUAAUAAAUGCAUAAUUUAGCUCAACACUUAUAAUACAUCCAGCAGUCAACAAAACAAAUGACUGUCACUCCAUCAAGUUUUUGCAGCAAAGUAACAUAAACACAUGACUCACAUGAUUCCACAAUCAUAACACUUCACACUGCAUCUCACACACACACACACACACACACACACACACACACACACACACACACCUUUAAUUUCCAGCAACUGAUGAAAAUCUCCAUGAAUGGCUGUGUACUGAAACAUACGCGACCAAAGACGCAAAUAAACAAUUCUUAUUUUAGCAGGAGACGCUGUUCUAGUUUGUCAAAACCUUUCAUCCGUAAUAAAACCGAAGACUGCUCUCAUCAAAUAUUAAUAUGUAAGAAGCCCACUUUCCCAGAAUCAUUUAGUUACAGUGCUCCACAAGACCAAAUACAUUUUACAUUAAAAAAACCUUC